AUGGUCACUAUAGACUAUAGCUCAUUGACAGCUCCAGGUGCAAUUGUUACUGUUGUCAGAGGUAUGGCAUCGGGAGACAAUUCCUUAAGCACCCCUACAUUGGAUGACGUCGACGAUUGUGUUACAGUAAGAGUAGUCGAUCGGCAUAACAUUUAUGGAAGCUCAGGUGGUACCGAGCAAAGUGUGAGUAGCCCCAAAAAUGUUGAGAAUGAUAAUCAACUAGAGAGGAAGAAGAGAGCGAAGACAUCAGCUGUGUGGUCAGAAUUUACAGAGGUGGUUCUCCCUAGUGGUAUAGGGAAGGGAGAGUGUAUUCAUUGUAAAACAAAGUUGAAAAUCACUACCAGUGGAAGCACAACACAAUUCAACAGACAUUUGAAAAGGUGUGCGAAGAGAACAGCUCACUUAAGGCAACAACAAAUAAAUUUCCCCCCUUCCAAUUCUCAGGGUGGCUCUAAUGUCUUGCCUGCUCUACGGGGCCAAUUCAGUAUGCUGAAGAUGAGGGAGUUUAUUGCACAUUGGGUGCUGAUACAUGAGCAUCCAUUUUCUAUUGUGGAGGAAGAGGGGUUGAACAACAUGAUGAAGUACUGGAUUCCUGAAUGGACUCCGAUAUCCCGUAAUACUUGUAAGAAUGAUUGUAUGAAAGUGUUUGAAAGUGAGAGACAGAAGUUGUUGACCUUAUUGAAGGGUGUUAGGAAGAUAAGUCUGACCACAGAUCUAUGGCAUUCAGGCAACCAGAGGAUGGAAUACAUGGUUUUGACUAGGCAUUGGAUUGAUGAUCAUUGGAAGUUUAAUAGACGGGUGUUGAACUUUAUUCAUUUCCCUCCUCCCCGUUCUGGUGUUGCCAUUGCUGAUGCAAUUUUCAAGUGUUUGAUGGAUUGGGGAAUUGAAGCUAAGGUCCAUACGAUAUCGGUGGAUAAUGCUUCAAGCAAUGAUGUUGCAUUAAAAGUGUUGAAAGAUAAUUUCCAAGCUAUGGGGAAGCUCAUAUGUGGGGGCAAGAUGUUUCAUGUGAGGUGUUGUGCACAUAUCUUGAACCUGGUUGUUCAAGAUGGUCUUUAUAAGAUUAGAAACAUUAUUGAGGACAUAUGUGAUACUGUGUCGUAUAUCAAUUCAUCAGAGAGUAGACUAAAGGUGUUUGAAGAGAUUGUUCAACAGCGACGAUUGCCAUUUCGCAAACUUAUUCUUGAUUGCAAAACGCGAUGGAAUUCAACAUAUGAUAUGUUGACAACGGCAAUGCAAUUUAGGCGUGUUUUCCCUUGUUUGAAGGAGAGGGAUUUGAGUUAUCAAUAUUGUCCCAAGAAGGAGGAUUGGGACAAAGUUGAGAAAAUUUGUCCUAUUUUGAAGGUGUUUAGUGCUGCGUCGAAUAUGAUAUCAGGGAGUGAUUAUCUGACAUCAAACUUGUUUCUAAAACAAGUUUGUACAAUAAAAAUUAUCUUGGAUAGUAAGAGUCGGGAUGGAGAUCAGUUUAUACAGACCAUGAUUUGGAAAAUGAAAGAAAAGUUUGACAAAUAUUGGGGAGAAUGUAAUCUAUUGAUGGGUGUGGCUGCUAUUUUGGACCCCAGAUUGAAGAUGAGGGUAAUUGAAUGGGCGUUCCCUAAGAUGUAUCCUCAGGCUGAAUCGCAGGCAAAUGUGGAUGUUGUUCGAGAUGCCUUGUAUGAGGUAUAUAGGGAGUAUGUUGAUGCCAGUAAAGCAUCGACAGCUGCCCGCGCUUCUACAUCUACAGGGGGUGCAAUUCAGGAGGUUGGUGAGGGGUCAGGGGCAGCGGCAGAGAUGGCGGAUAAUUGGGAUGAUUUUAGUGAGUAUUUGGAGGUGGUUGAGACAAUUGAGCCAACGAAAUCAGAGUUAGACUGUUACCUGGGACAGGGAUGCCAUAAAUGUGUUGGGGAUGCUACGACAUUUGAUGCUUUGACCUGGUGGAAGGCUAACUCAACAAAGUUAUCUAUCUUGUCUACCAUGGCUCGUGACAUAUUAGCCAUUCCUAUUACUACGGUUGCUUCUGAGUCUGCUUUCAGCACCGGCAGUAGGGUUAUUGACACGUACCAAUCGUCGUUGGCUCCCAACAUGGUGGAGAUGCUCUUAUGUGGAUGUGACUGGAGCAGGACAUUGAAUGGGGUGAAAAAAGGAUACUAUGCACAGGAGCAGGAGAUGGAAAUUGAAACGUUAAUGGAAGCAAUACUUAUGGAUGACUUCAAAGGUGUGUGA
Messenger RNA from Pistacia vera, 2199 nucleotides. RefSeq names its product zinc finger BED domain-containing protein RICESLEEPER 2-like. Lineage: Eukaryota; Viridiplantae; Streptophyta; Magnoliopsida; Sapindales; Anacardiaceae. The transcript is spliced from 3 exons. Gene Ontology annotation, molecular function: protein dimerization activity; DNA binding. The record is from RefSeq and is a predicted model, not a curated record. The coding region runs from base 1 to 2199 and encodes 732 amino acids.